CGUGCGCCCAGCGACACCACGGGAAUUGCAAAACAAGUGUGGGGUCGUGGUGCGAAGGGCUCAAUGUCACGGAGUUUUACCAGCGAAAAUACCAUAAAGAAACAUCAUUAAACCACUGGUGUAGUCUGAUUUGGAUAUAAAGGACAAUUUGCAAUAAGUCACAGGUCCACUGGUCCAUCAUGUCUACCCAGAUUUGUAGAGUUGUGGAGGUGUUGAUGCGCUCUGCCUGCUGCCAGACCAUCAGAAGUAGAUCCUGUCUGCACAAGGCUGUGCUGGCUCCUGGCGCUGUAUCCGGCCUCUGUGUUCCUGGGGCUCCUAUGCUUCAUAGAAGGGCCUAUAGCCUUGACACUCUCUCUUUGGGUCCUGGUCGACCCAGUCCAAACUUACAACAGCCUUCUGCAGAGAGGACAUCCCCGAGUUCAUCACUCACACACAGGAACCUGUCUGCUGUGGCUGUACAGGGCCAGCGUCGUCCUCUGUGCCGCUAUGACUUUCUGGAUGUCGGUCAGGUAGAGGAGAAUAUACAACGUGCUCAGACUUGUAAAAAGCUGCUACACUUCAUAGUGGACCCAGACCUGGCUAAACUGGUAGCACAGCAUCUUGAACCUGAGGAUCCUAAAACUGUCAUAUUAGAAUGUGAACCAGGUCCUGGGGUGUUGACUAGGACACUGCUAAAUGCUGGAGCUCAGAGAGUUGUGGCUCUUGUAGGGGAUGGGGCCUCCUUAAAAGACCUACAGGGGUUGGAAAAUAGCCUUGAUGGUCAGCUGGAGGUGGUUCACUGUGACUUCUUUAAACUCGACCCCAUGAGCUCUGGAAUCCUUAAAGCCCCUGUCAUGUACUCUGACAAACUGUUCAAUGACCUGGGGAUAUCAGAGGCUAGCUGGACUGAUGACAUCCAGGUGAAGGUGGUGGGAAUCCUGCCCCAGUUUGAAGAGCGUAGCAAGAUGCUGAAAAUGGUUUACGCUUUGUUUGAACGGCUGUCUGUCUACAGAUAUGGGAGAGUAGAGCUUAACCUCUUCAUAAGCGAGAAGGAAUACAUGAAACUGGCGGCUCAUCCAGGUGAAAUGAUGAACUACAGAGCUUACAGUGUCCUCUGGCAGAUAGCCUGUGAAAUUGAACUGCUGCACAAGGAGCCAUGGGACUCAUUUGUGACAUCAAAAAAGAGUACACGUAGAGUCAAGCCCUCCAACCUGUGCCUUGUGCGCUUCCGUCCACGCGCUGAUUUGUUCUCUGGCGGCCUCACUCCUUCUAAUGCUCCAACUCUGAUGAUGAUGAUCAAACAGUUGCUGGCGAAGAGGAAGGCCAAGCUCAUUGAUAGACUCAAUCUCUGGUGUCCAGAUAGUGGGAGUAAGCUGAUAUCUGAGAUGGGCAUGCAGGAGGACAUACUCGUAGGCCAUGUAUACCCAGAGGAGUAUCUUCGACUGUUCCAGCUGAUUGACAAGAAUCAAGAGUUCUCCCAGAGCUGGCUUUAUGAGGAGAUUUUGGAGAACACACAGAGGGAUGGUUGGGCCUAAAAUAUAGACAUACAGGCCAUGUGUAUAGUUUUUUUUUGUUUUUGUUUUUUUUUUGAAAUUAAGGAGAAAAGUAAACAAAAACACAUGUGUAUGAUAUAAUGCUAAUUUAAUAUAAAUGACAGUAACAAACCGUGUAUUUAAUGAAGUAAAGACACAUAGCAGAAACAUACAUGUAUACAUUCAGAAACACAGAAGAUUCCAAUAAUUUAAAUGCUUAUGCAGAAUAAACAUUUAUGUUACCUGACAUGAGACACUUGUGAGAGAGUGGAAUGGUGAGAAUGUUUUUGCCUGUACAUCGAAUGACUGUCUGACUCUUGUCCUGAACUGGGAUUGCCAUGAGUUGAAAGUUCAAGACAAAAUUUCAGUAGAAAUAUAAUAGAAAAUUAGUAGAAAUGAGGGUUGGUUUUCUUUUGAGAUUUGUCUGUAGGACAAAACAAAUAUUUCUGCAAUGGAGUGAUCGAAGAAAAAGAAAACCCUGAAGGUCUCAUGGAUGCACCAUGUCAUGCUAAUGACACAGUUAUAACUCAGAAAUGUGCAUGUAUCAUUUUAGAAUGAUUGAUUGGAUACAGCCGCAGUUUUGCUGAUCGGGUACUGGUGAGCGUGGUUUCACAUAACACGGCCCUACAUGUACCUUUAAUAAUACGAUGUCUGGAGUAAUGGUGGGGGAAGAUGGAGAUUUUUCACUGUAAAGCGCCAUAGCUUGUAUAUUUUUGUAUAUUCAUUGUGAGCGCAUAAGCUUGUCUAUAUGUCUGACGUGUCUCGAUUUUUUUUGGUGAAUGUAUAAGCUGCAUGACUGAUUUGAAAGAAAUCAUUAAAUCUGAACUUUGGUAUAAA
Molecule: messenger RNA, 2348 nt
Organism: Acanthopagrus latus (yellowfin seabream)
Lineage: Eukaryota; Metazoa; Chordata; Actinopteri; Spariformes; Sparidae
Gene: tfb2m
Product: transcription factor B2, mitochondrial
Exons: 10
Coding region: 180-1514 (444 amino acids)
Biological process (GO): rRNA methylation; transcription initiation at mitochondrial promoter
Cellular component (GO): mitochondrial matrix
Molecular function (GO): mitochondrial transcription factor activity; rRNA (adenine-N6,N6-)-dimethyltransferase activity
Source: RefSeq, a predicted model, not a curated record